CCACCCACAGAUUACGGAUUUAUUCCAUCCAGACUGCAGACAUGAGAUUGGCGGGACUGACACUAUCGAUCCUCCUGGGGGUGCUACUGCUCCAAGUGGUGACUGCAGCGGAGGAGAAACCAGGCACCUGUAUCGUGGUUAAUACCUUUGCACCAUGUGAGGAACCCAUCCCCAGGAGAUGUCACGGAGACUCGGAAUGUUCCGGGACAAAGAAGUGCUGUGAUGUCGGCUGUUCUUUUAGAUGCGAGGAACCCAUCACGGAGGAGAAACCGGGCACCUGUCCCGUGGUUAAUACCUUUGCACCAUGUGAGGAACCCAUCCCCAGGAGAUGUAACGGAGACUCGGAAUGUUCCGGGACAAAGAAGUGCUGUGAUGUCGGCUGUGCUUAUGAUUGCGAGGAACCCAACGAGUGAAAUCACAACAGGACUAGACAAGUCACAAGGUCUUCCAGAUGGUGAGACCGCCAUUGGUUCUUCUCUCCCGUGGGGACAUCACCCUGUCAAUGACUAAUAAUGACUAAUAAAUAACUAAUGACUAAUGUCAAUGACUAAUAAAUGAUCAUCCCAAUCUA
Rana temporaria (common frog) is the source of this 571-nucleotide messenger RNA. Its product is annotated as WAP four-disulfide core domain protein 18-like. Gene Ontology annotation, biological process: innate immune response; antibacterial humoral response. The record is from RefSeq and is a predicted model, not a curated record. NCBI's taxonomy places the organism in Eukaryota, Metazoa, Chordata, Amphibia, Anura, Ranidae. Gene Ontology annotation, cellular component: extracellular region. Gene Ontology annotation, molecular function: peptidase inhibitor activity. Bases 42 to 413 code for a protein of 123 amino acids. The transcript has 4 exons.